CGUUAGCUUAACGCAACCACAACAGCGAGCGGAGCUACCGUCAACCGGACUGUAAAGUGCAACAAAAUGAUAGCUGUCGGUUAACGUUGCCUUUUAAUCACCGCACGGACACGGAGACACUUUAUCGGAUAAUCCGUUAUCUUGUCAUUUUUCUGCCUGGAAGGAUCCAGCGGGCUGAACCGCCGACCGUCGGGCCUCGUCGUCGUGGCCCAGCAGGACUCGAGUGAAGUUGGGAGCGGACUGCCAAACUUCUGCUUCCUCCAGCGGCUCUCCGCGGGGCCCGGGGCUCCUGUCACCGGCCCUGUGGAUGAGGAAGUGAACACAAAUCUAACCGACCACCAGGAGAAAGGAAUCCCUUUGAUGGGAGAAUCCUCUUUCCUGGCCUCCUGGGUCAAUCGCCGUGCCACGAUGAUGGAUGAGCAGGAGGCGCUGAACUCGAUCAUGCAGGACUUGGCCGAACUGCACCGCUCCAGCCGUCCUGCCAUGUUCCUGUCGGACCUGGGCAAAUCCAAAGCCUCCUCGCCCAAAAACCAGAACGAUGUCAGAGUGAAGUUCGAGUUCAAAGGGGAGAAGAGGAUCCUGCAGUUCCCUCGACCCGUCAAGCUGGACGACCUGAAGGCGAAAGCUAAAGUGGCUUUCGGUCAGACGAUGGACCUUCACUACACCAACAAUGAGUUGGUGAUUCCUCUGACCACUCAGGACGACCUGGACAAGGCCGUGGAGCUGCUGGAUCGCAGCGUUCACAUGAAGAGCCUGAAGAUCCUCCUGGUGCUCCAGAUCUCCUCUCAGAACUCCUCUUCCAAUAUGGACCUCUUGCCGUCCCACGAGGACCUGGACAACACGGGAUUCAGGGUUGCUGAUAAGAAGAGUAUGCUGACUUUGAUAGGCUCCCAUUCGACGGACCGCAGCUCCCCUCCUCCAGGAUACAUUCCCGACGCGCUCCAGCAGGUGGCGAGGAACGGCUCCUUCACCAGCAUCAACAGCGAGGGAGAGUUCAUCCCUGAGAGCAUGGACCAGAUGCUGGACCCGCUGUCCAUGAGCAGUCCAGAAAACUCUGCGUCUGGAAGCUGUCCCUCUUUAGACAGCCCACUGGACAGCGACUAUCCGAAAUCCAGGAUGCCCCGAGCACAGAGCUACCCCGACAACCACCAGGACUUUCCAGAGUACGACAUCCCCGUGUUCGAGAAGUCGGGUAAAGGUGGAACGUACCCUCGACGAUACGGCAUUCCCUUCGGCCUUCAGGACUACAGCGAUGGGAGGAAGACCUUCCCGCGGGCUCGGCGAACGCAGGUUCACGGCUUCCGCUCGCCGGUUAGCUUCAGCCCGACCGAGCAGUCGCCCAGCACCAGCAGCGGCAGCAGCGUCUUCACUCCUGACAUUGAGGAGGCCCCGGGGCCCGCCAGGAGGCCGCGGCGGGGCAGUGACAUCGAACCCAACCCCAACCCAACGGCCGCUCCGACCCUGUCUGUGAUGGACAUCAGCCCGCCGAGCCGCUCUCCACGCGCCCCGACAAACUGGCGGCUGGGAAAGCUCCUGGGUCAGGGCGCCUUUGGGCGAGUUUUUCUCUGUUAUGACGCUGAUACUGGACGGGAACUUGCCGUGAAACAGGUCCAGUUUGACCCGGAGAGUCCGGAAACCAGCAAGGAGGUGAGUGCGUUAGAGUGUGAAAUCCAGCUGCUGAAGAAUUUGUGCCAUGAGCGGAUCGUCCAGUACUACGGCUGUCUGCGAGACACGAUGGAGCGGACGCUCUCCAUCUUCAUGGAGUACAUGCCCGGCGGAUCGAUAAAGGACCAGCUGAAGUCGUACGGCGCGCUCACGGAAAACGUGACGCGCCGCUACACCCGGCAGAUCCUGGAGGGAGUUUCUUAUCUACACAGCAACAUGAUCGUCCACAGAGACAUCAAAGGGGCCAACAUCCUGCGUGACUCGGUGGGUAACGUGAAGCUCGGAGACUUCGGGGCGAGCCGGCGGCUGCAGACCAUCUGUCUGUCGGGAACGGGCAUCAUGUCUGUGACCGGCACGCCGUACUGGAUGAGCCCAGAGGUGAUCAGUGGAGAGGGCUACGGCAGGAGGGCAGACAUCUGGAGCGUCGGCUGCACCGUGGUGGAGAUGCUGACACAGCGACCCCCGUGGGCAGAGUUUGAGGCCAUGGCAGCCAUCUUUAAGAUCGCCACCCAGCCCACCAACCCCGUGCUGCCCGCCCACGUGUCGGACCACUGCCGCGAGUUCCUCAAACGGAUCUUUGUAGAGACUAAGCAGCGGCCGUCUGCCGACGAGCUACUGAGGCACAUCUUUGUACAUUAACCCCCCCGCCGCCUGCCUGCCUGCCGAACUGCCAGACACGGCCUUACCUGACCGGGCGUCCCUGCCUCUGACCCCGCCCCCUCCACGCUGAAUAUUGGACCAGGAGGAACAGGCUGGAAGAAGCUGGGGGUGUCUCUGUUUGUAUGAGACUGCCAUAGAGGACAUUUUAAUGUUAUUUUUCUCCGCAAGUUGCACCUUAAUUUCUGAAACAUGGAGGCGUGGAGCACUUCCUCCUGAAGCGAUGAACUCUUUUUUUUUCCAUGUUUGUACGGUUUCUCUCUUCAAACGUUUUGGAGCGGGAUAAGCGUCGUCGGUGUUGUGGACCUACAGGAAGUGACGCCUGACCCCCCGGUGGCCCCCCCCCCUCCUCCCCUCAUCCCGCUGACCCGACCCCAGAAUGUAGUCUCCUGCCAAAACCCAGAGCGACGGUGACGGCGAUGACCUGGGCCCGCUGCUAAAGACGAAACCAGAGAACACUCCCCCCUGAAAACAGUUUCCACUCACCUCCCUCCAUCCCUCGUCCUCGUCUCUCUGCUUCACCUUCAUCCUCGCCGUGUGCCUUUUCUGUUUCUGGAUGAUCGCCGUCGUUCUUAACGGUUUCUCCGUGUUCUUUUGCCUCCCGGAUUAACUGCCUUCGCACCGCUAGCUCGGCUGAUCUCACUUCAGCUGUAAUUCUGCCUUUUUUCGGUAAGUGGUGUCGAUCGGGGAGCGUCCUGAUCCCGCCUGCUCCGCCUGCCUGCUCUGGCCGGUAACCAAAUAUCCUUCAGACCCUGAAAAACUGCUGGUUUAGUAAGGAAGCUGGUGAAUUCUGGGACGAACCGGCUAACUGGGAUUGGUCCUCCUGCUUCAGCCUUGAGAGAUUUUCUCUUCAAAUGCGCCUCUCUCUCUGCUUCUCGAAGUAUUCACUCGUCAGAUUGGUCGAGCUGUUGUCAUGGCAGAUCAGAGGCGGAUUAACUGUGAGGAAGGUCAGGCUAAAGCCGAUAAAUGCAGGUACGAAUUUUGUACGAACGAGCGUCCGACUGGCGAGCCAAAUAUUUCAUUUUAAUCACUGGAUGUAAACUAGGGUUGCAAACUGUAAGCACUUUCCUUAAAUGGUAAAAUUAAUGAUCGUAAAUUGUUAUUUGAAAAAAUGCUUUGGCAGCUGUGGGAAUAUGUUAAAAAAGAAACAUAUCUGCGUCGCAGAAACAUGCAAGAACAAAGAAAAAAACGUUCAGUACCAUUACUCUGGAAGUGAAAUGUACUAAUUCCUGAAACAGUUCUGAUGUUAGAAAAACUGUUUUCUGGGCCUAAAUGGUUCGUUUCAAAGUUUCAAAUAAGCGUAGUUCUGGCUCCUGUAUUUUACAUUUAGAAAAAUCCUCAAAGAAGUUGCACAGAAUUUGUUCCUCAGUAUUUAAAAUUUAAAAUCUAGUGCUGCGUCACAACCUUAAUUUGUUAUGGUUUGAAAUACAUUUCAAGUUAAAGUAUAAAACACUUUUUACACAUUUCUAUAAAACAUUUAUUUAACAAGAACACAGUGCAUCCAAACUUGUCAAAAUUAUAAUCCAAACACGCAAAAUUACAUCAAUAUGAUGUUUUGUUUCCUAUUUCCCGAACGCGUCGAUCUGGUCUGUCGGUAUAUGCAGCUGGUUUUUGACAAAUAAAUCUUAAUGAGCCAGUAAAGUUGGUAAGCGUGAGCAGUUUGUGUUUCCACAGAAAGCUCUGAAAGUGUGUGUGAAAUAAUGAAAAGCUGUGUGAGGGAUGGAGAUCCAAACCCAGCUUCUGCUUUUUUAAAAACACGAAAAUCGAUAAUGUUUGAGUUUAUCGAUAGUGCUGUUGAGUCCCGUCGGUCCUGUAACUGUUUAAGAAGGUGAAAAAAGUGAGAAUAUUUGUCGUUUAUUUUCGUCAUCUGUGAAGGUAGAUUAAGAUCUUUAGAUUUUGGAUGAUUGGUGAAGAAAAACAUCAAAUUUAAUUAUGUAAAGUGCUUUUUUUCACUGUUUUCUGACUGAUUUAUUCACCAGUGAGUCUGGAAAAUAAGCGAAGUGACAGCGUGUUGCAGCCCAGAUAUCAGUGAAAAGAUGCAAAUCAGGAAUAUCUUCUGAAAAGAAAGACAGUGGAAAUGCAGUGCGUCGGCUGUAGCUGGAUUUGGUGACUGCCAUGACACUCUCGGUGGGUUGAAGCGGGAGAGCGGCGGCUUUGAGGCGCUGCGAGGCGAGAAGCUCACAGCUGAUUGGCCGGGAGCUCUGGCUGCAUGACGCUGUCGUCACUUUUAUUUCAAACGAAAGGUUUGAGCGAUCGGCCUCAACAUUUCUCUCUGCCCGUCAUUUCAACAGCUGCGUUUACAGGUGGCUUCAUUUCCUCUGCUGCAGGCGCUGCCCGCGUGCUUCCGCAGCCGUCACCGUGCCAUAUCAGAGCACUCUUCAGUUUUCUUUCUUUUUUUAUUUUUCGGCUUCAUGCACUCCCACGGAUUAGACUCACACUUGAGGACGUUUACGGUACCUCGCCGCUUUCUUCCUUUAAUCUGAGGUUAACUCGUCACUUUAGCCACAAACACUCCGCUCAGCACGCGCGUCUGCUGACCCGCCGUUCACGGCGCCGGCUCCAUAACUAUGCACCAGUCAGACGUCAAGUCAGUUUCCACAACCACAGACUCCUCGGCUGAUCUUUAGAGCAGCAGCUUGUCCCCAAAACUGAACACGAAUGACCGUUUAACCUUCAGCAGCACCUAAAUCUUUGCUGCUAAACGCCUUUGAUAUUUGUCAGGCUGCAGAAACCCAAAUAAUUCAACCACUGGAAUUUACCGAAAAGCAAUGCCGGUGAAAACAAAUAUCGAAACCAUUUAGACGUCAUCGUUUCCAUCAUCGAGUGAUCGUAUGCAGGUAAUCAAAGGAAUAACAGGGUAAGUAAACUGGGUAAAAUAUGACAAAAGGCUGGGUGUGUUUGUGGCUUUUUAAAGGUGCAGUUAGUAAUGUUUUACCGGCAAAAAUGAACUGUAAUAUGUCAGCUGUCGAGAUUAUUUGUGU
Molecule: messenger RNA, 5303 nt
Organism: Plectropomus leopardus (leopard coralgrouper)
Lineage: Eukaryota; Metazoa; Chordata; Actinopteri; Perciformes; Serranidae
Gene: map3k2
Product: mitogen-activated protein kinase kinase kinase 2
Biological process (GO): protein phosphorylation
Molecular function (GO): protein binding; ATP binding; protein kinase activity
Source: RefSeq, a predicted model, not a curated record